AUGGCAAAUUUCGGUCGCCAACUUACGACUGCCUCUCCAGUGCUUGCAAUUUCACCACGACCAUUUUUUCAGACACAGCUCUCUGCAGGAACCUUCGGGCGCCACCAUCCACCACCAAUGUCAUUUAGCAGUGCGUCCCCGGCUUUGGCAAACCCGGCUCGGUCUGCAGGACGCAAGCGGUCGCGUGAUGAGGCAUCGGUUAACCUCGAGCCCGACUCGCGAGACCCCGUCACUAGGGAUUCCCGUGAAGAAUGGGUGUAUGGCGAGGGCAUGGUUCUGAUUAAGCCUGGCAAGGGCUACGUUGCGGAUGCCUCCAGCCAAUCUGGCACAUGGGUAGAAGAAAAGAACAACAAUGAACCUGACACGAGACGCGAAAUCGAAGCCACCCAAACUGAAAUACGGAACCACAAGUCACAACGGCUAGACCAUAACCCGGGCAGGGCAUCCCUCGACGGCAAUUCCACCUCACCCGUCUUCCAGACUUCAGGCCACCAAGGCCAUAAUGGCAACGACACAUUGGUGAUCGACAACUUCACCGUUCAUCUUGGUAUCGGCUGGAGAAAGUUAAGCACCGAGGAGCAUAUCCAAGCAGCAGCACGAGGCUGGGCAAAGUUCAUUGAAAAAAGCUUCGGGCUACUAAACGUUAGCAUCUGUCUAGAGAGUAAAGGCCUCCAAUCCUACCUCGUCGAAGCUGCGGACGGGUACUACCUUUUCACCGAGAACUUACGUCACGGUCGACUCGUCAGUCGGACAGUUGAGGGAGCACUUCAAAAUUUACAGGUAUCUCCGCCAAGUUUUGAGGGCCCAGAACUCGGUCUUACCGCAGCAGGGGACAGACAUAGCAAUGUCUUGCCAGACUCGGCCAUGGUAAUAGAUUAG
Pochonia chlamydosporia 170 is the source of this 879-nucleotide messenger RNA. RefSeq lists its product as hypothetical. Bases 1 to 879 code for a protein of 292 amino acids. The transcript has a single exon. NCBI's taxonomy places the organism in Eukaryota, Fungi, Ascomycota, Sordariomycetes, Hypocreales, Clavicipitaceae. The record is from RefSeq and is a predicted model, not a curated record.